This is a messenger RNA of Anthonomus grandis grandis, 942 nucleotides long. RefSeq names its product small nuclear ribonucleoprotein-associated protein B (gene SmB). NCBI's taxonomy places the organism in Eukaryota, Metazoa, Arthropoda, Insecta, Coleoptera, Curculionidae. Gene Ontology annotation, molecular function: RNA binding. Gene Ontology annotation, cellular component: U4 snRNP; catalytic step 2 spliceosome; U4/U6 x U5 tri-snRNP complex. The coding region runs from base 157 to 795 and encodes 212 amino acids. The record is from RefSeq and is a predicted model, not a curated record. The transcript is spliced from 4 exons. Gene Ontology annotation, biological process: mRNA splicing, via spliceosome.
UGAAUCGGUUAUAACAAAGUCCUAAAAAUGUCAAAACUGUCAAUUUUUUUGAGGUUAGGUUACUAGAAUUGUAAACUUUGGCGUUGGUUGGAUUAACGCCAAGGUUUUCUUCUAAAAUUUCAAUUUUUUGGCCAAAUAACUCGAUAUCCAGCUAAAAUGACGAUCGGAAAAAACAACAAAAUGAUCCAGCACAUAAACUACCGGGUCCGGAUCACCCUCCAGGACUCGCGUACGUUUAUUGGCACCUUUAAAGCGUUCGAUAAGCAUAUGAACAUGAUUUUGGGCGAUUGCGAGGAGUUCAGGAGGAUAAAAACGAAAACUUCCAAAGUCGAGAGGGAGGAAAAGCGUGUGCUCGGAUUUGUACUGUUGAGGGGGGAAAGUAUAGUUUCUUUGACCGUCGAAGGACCACCGCCCCCAGAAGAGGGAUUACCCAGAGUACCAAUUCCGGGAGCCACUUCUGGACCAGGCAUUAGUCGAGCUGCAGGAAGAGGAAUGCCAGCGGGUAUGACUGGGGUUCCUGUGGGUCUCCAGGGACCAGUACGUGGUGUAGGAGGUCCAUCUCAACAAGUCAUGACUCCAGGUGGCAGAGGUCAAGUAGCUGCUGCACCACAAAUGAACCAUGGACCACCAAGAAUGGGUGCACCCCCACCAGGUAUGAUGGGAGGCCCACCACCAGGCAUGAUGGGAAUGCCCCCCAAUGUAAUGGGCAGAGGUGGCCCACCACCACCAAUGGGGAUGAGAGGUCCACCACCCGGUAUGAUGAGGGGAGGCCCACCACCCCCAAGGGGAUUUUAAAUUAAGGUUAAACGGGCUGUUUUUUGCUAAAGUUUCCAAUAUUCUUAGGUUAAAUUGUGGUUACAAAUCAGAUAAAGUUUGGUAAUUACAUUUUGUGCUGUAUCAGGCAGAUUAAUUAUUUAAUUUUAAUAUAAACUUGUCAAUUUA